AUGUCUUAUUUCAUGUCUCCACAAACUCAUCCAGGUCUUCUGCCUUCCAGCCAAGGUGGGGCUGCUUCUCCAGGCUCGUCUCUUGGCCUCUAUAGCCCUGGAGAGCCAGUGGUGGUGGCCUCUGGUGGACUAGGCCCACUGAGCCAGAAGGGUGAGCAGGUGGCACCUGUUGCCCAGGCCUGGGGCCCAGCGCUGGCAGUGCCGGAAGCCAGGGGCUGCCCUGGGGGGGCUAGCUGGGAGACACUGCGGCAGAAGGAGUACGGCCGAUACUGCCACAAAUUCCCUCCCACGAGGCAGCCGGAGAGCUUGGGCUGGGAAGAUGGCUGCUCCAGAAGCAGAGCUGCCCACCUGGGUGGCCCCCACAGGCCUGCACCCCUGCUGCUAUGUGGGCUGUCAGCUGGGGUUCUGUCAGUGCCCUCUGAGGCCCGGGGGAAGGAGGCCAGCCCCCAGCCUGACACCUGCAUCCUGACUCUGGCCAUGAUGAUUGCUGGCAUCCCCACCGUGCCUGUCCCAGGCCUGCGGGAAGAGGACCUGAUCCGGGCAGCUCAAGCUUUCAUGAUGGCCCAUCCGGAGCCAGAGGGGGCUAUGGAGGGGGCACAGUGGGAGCAGGCGCAUGCCCACACAGCCUCUGGGCAGAUGCCCCUAGUGAGAUCCAGGAGGGGCCAGCCUCCCGGCUCCUGCUUGUAGCUGGAUGAAAUAGCACCAGA
Messenger RNA from Rhinolophus ferrumequinum (greater horseshoe bat), 707 nucleotides. It is a transcript of the gene SPATA25, whose product is annotated as spermatogenesis associated 25. The record is from RefSeq and is a predicted model, not a curated record. Gene Ontology annotation, biological process: spermatogenesis. The transcript has 2 exons. NCBI's taxonomy places the organism in Eukaryota, Metazoa, Chordata, Mammalia, Chiroptera, Rhinolophidae. The coding region runs from base 1 to 687 and encodes 228 amino acids.